AUGCAGCUGCAAUCAUGGCAGAAAUACCAGCCACAAUAUCCAGCAAAAGCUGAGCAAAAUCCUGUGGCUAUCUUUGAUGAACAAAAACAGCAGCAGCAGGCAUCACACCAAUUACUAGCUAAUCAUCCCAUGUUGGCAGCACAAUAUUUCGUACUACAUGUGUAUGGCCAAGAACAACAAAAGCAGUAUUAUAUGGCAAUGACACCAGAACAAGUUCAAUCCUUGAAUGAUUGUUAUUACCAGGAAUUCAUGUAUAAACAGCUACUGGAGAAAAAGAAACAAGAAUGGCUGCAAAGUCUACAGAAAAGCAGAAAUAUGGAUGAUGGCCACUUCCUCACAUCUUUCUUAUAUUCUGAAAACUCAUUUCUAACACCAUGGAGUUGGAAUCCUGAUCAAGCUCCUUGUACCGAAGAAAACCGGCGUAUGAUGUUCCAACCUGGUUCAUGCCAUCUGCGAGGAUUAAAGAGGAAGAAUGUUCCAGGCAGGAGGAAGAUUAAUAUUCAAGGCAGUCUCAGAGUUCCAAACAACGCUAGAUUUAAGGUUAAUGGCAUGGCUUAG
Dovyalis caffra is the source of this 558-nucleotide messenger RNA. The record is from the annotation of a GenBank genome assembly. Lineage: Eukaryota; Viridiplantae; Streptophyta; Magnoliopsida; Malpighiales; Salicaceae.